Messenger RNA from Austrofundulus limnaeus, 1702 nucleotides. It is a transcript of the gene cxcl12a, whose product is annotated as chemokine (C-X-C motif) ligand 12a (stromal cell-derived factor 1). Bases 60 to 359 code for a protein of 99 amino acids. The record is from RefSeq and is a predicted model, not a curated record. Gene Ontology annotation, biological process: immune response. Gene Ontology annotation, cellular component: extracellular region. Gene Ontology annotation, molecular function: chemokine activity. The transcript is spliced from 4 exons. NCBI's taxonomy places the organism in Eukaryota, Metazoa, Chordata, Actinopteri, Cyprinodontiformes, Rivulidae.
CUCUGGACUUUACUUUGAACAGGAUCAGAUCUCGGAGACUUUCUUUUUUUUAAUGCAGAAUGGAUGUGAAGCUGCUGACAGCCGUGGCUGCGCUGACUGUGCUCAUAUUUGCACCUGGCUUUCAGGCAGCAAAGCCCAUCAGCCUGGUUGAGCGUUGCUACUGCCGCACUGCCGUCAACAGCGUCCCACGAGGCUACAUUCGAGAGCUCAGGUUCAUCCACACGCCGAACUGCCCCUUCCAAGUCGUUGCCAAGCUGAAGACAAACAAAGAGGUGUGUGUGAACCCUGAGAUACGGUGGCUCCAGCAGUAUCUGAAGAACGCCAUCAACAAGAUGAAGAAAUCCAAGCCGGGCAUCUGAGUUCCUUCAUGGCAGAUACUGUAUGUAUCUAAUAUGUUAUACAGCACAUAUCCAGCUGCUCUGCUGCAGCCUUUUGCAUGGAMCGAACCUUCAUCUCUUCACCACGAACACCAUCUCAGCUGUGUGUUAUCACCACCACUCUCACCUCUUUUAGCAAAUACUUUUGGUGCUGAGUGCUACUAUCUACGUGAAUSUUUGUUUUUCUAACCAUACUGUAUAUACUUUUUGGUUAAUGGACAUUAAAGAGACGUUUUAUGUUUUUGAACACUUUUCUCUGGCCUUUAAUAGAAAGCACGUGAACUGGGGCAAAAGUGCUUAGAAAGAGAUUUAUGUUCUCAACAAACAUGACUCCAAGUCCUUUUUUGUAAGAGAGUCUGGUUUGUUAAGCCAGUUAAUUAUAAUACUUAAAAUCAUCUAGUUGUAAACAUUUAUGUUUUCAAAUUGUGUAAAAUGGCAAAAAGAAAUUGUUUCUUUCUAGAAAAAGGACAAGUUUAAGUUAAUUGGCACCRUGGAAUUACAGUGGGUACCAGCUGCCCUCAGACUGAACUUGAUAUCCCAAUAGAAACGGCAACUACGUUGUUGUUUUGGGGACAAAACACGAAGCCACAAGAGCUUUUGUGUCUCCUGAGCUGUGCUGUGGCUGCGCUUGUGCAACCCUGAUCCUCCCCAUAUGCUUUCUGUCUGAUGUCAAGAACAUCUGGUUCCUGAAAAACUGUUAAUUAAACAGCCAAUGUGUUCAAAUUUACCGGAAUCAUAAAGUCGAAUCAGUUCACGGAGAAGGGUGUGUGUGUGUGUGUGUGUGUGGUGGUGGGGGGGAGGGGGGUGGCAUCACACCAAUCAGAACGUUUGUGUCAAACGUCUAAGAAGGGCGCACAUCGGAUUAGGACUAGUUUCCAUGUGGGCAGCUAACACACAAACACGGCUAGCUGCUGAGAAAGAAGCCCCAAAUGAUAGAUGUGCUUAGGUGUGACUACCUACAAAUGUCGUGCAUGUAUCAAUGCACUUUAUAUCUGAUGUAUAUUCAUGUGUUAAAAAAGAUCCCUAACUCUGAACACUAAUGUCUUGUCUUUUGUCAAACGUUUUAAUGCUUAUUAUCAUUAUGAUUUGCCUUUUUUUUAUCACUGAUGUUUCAUGGCAUUUGCCAGUGAACACCUAAUAAACCUUUACUGUACAUCUAUUCAUUUAAAUCUUUGUAAUAUGUAAAAUUAAUGUUAUACAAAAGUUUAUUUUUGUACUCUUACACUUUUAUAUGUUACAUUUAAAUGAAGGAACUGUACUCUCACAACUGAGCCAUCCAUCUUUUUUUAUUGCAAAACUUAUAUUAAAAAAAACUUUAAAAUGUC